Aureobasidium melanogenum CBS 110374 is the source of this 1209-nucleotide messenger RNA. RefSeq names its product Arginase/deacetylase. The record is from RefSeq and is a predicted model, not a curated record. The transcript has a single exon. Gene Ontology annotation, molecular function: metal ion binding; agmatinase activity. The coding region runs from base 1 to 1209 and encodes 402 amino acids. Lineage: Eukaryota; Fungi; Ascomycota; Dothideomycetes; Dothideales; Saccotheciaceae.
AUGCGUACUGCAGCGGCAGCCUCGCUGCUCCUCGCAGCUACAACUCCAUUGAUCUCAGCACAUGGCGACCACCAUCACCACGCCCAACGAGACUUUACCCCUGCUGAACUCAAGGAACUUCAGGACAAAUGGGGUACUGACUUUGGUUUUGGUGGCAUCAGCACCUUCGCGCAUCUGCCUCAUCACAGAUGCUUGACGAAUCCGCAAACACCAUUUGACAUCGGCAUUAUCGGAGCGCCCUUCGAUACUGCAGUUUCUUAUAGACCUGGCGCUCGCUUUGGACCUCGUGCUAUUCGCGCGGCCUCGGCGAGACAGACUGCUUUGCGUGGAUACAACCCGAGGGCAAGUCUGAAUCCAUACACCUCUUGGGCUAAUGUGGUGGAUUGUGGUGACAUUCCUAUCACACCUUUUGACAAUGGAUUGGCAUUGCGUCAGAUGAGUGAAGGCUAUAACGAGCUUGCCACCAGAGAAGCUGUUCCUGCAAAUGCGGAGUCGGCAGCGACUUACCUGCAGACCGCAAAGAUUGUCACUCUGGGUGGCGAUCACAGUAUUGCUCUUCCAGCAUUGAGAGCUCUCAACAAGAAGUACGGCAAGCCUGUUGCUGUAGUGCACUUUGAUGCCCAUCUGGAUACCUGGCACCCAUCUAAGUACCCUUCAUACUGGCUCGACCUCGAUGACCCGACCACCCAGUCCUUCUUCACCCAUGGAAACAUGUUCUGGAUGGCUGCAACAGAAGGCUUGAUUGCAAACGGGUCUUCCAUCCAUGCUGGUCUCCGCACUAGACUAUCAGACGAGGACGACUACACAAACGACACAGAGCAAGGGUUUGUCCGCAUCUCAUCAGACGACAUUGACGAUAUCGGUACAAAGGGAGUCAUCUCGAAGAUUCUGUCUACAGUCCCCGCAGAUUAUCCUGUUUAUCUCUCCAUUGAUAUCGAUGUCAUUGACCCUGGUCUUGCUCCUGGUACUGGCACUCCUGAGCCCGGCGGUUGGACUACAAGAGAGUUGAUUCGUAUUCUCAGAGGCAUUGAGGGGCUCAAUGUUGUUGGCGCUGAUGUUGUGGAAGUUUCUCCGGCAUAUGACUCUCAGGCUGAGACUACUGCUCUCGCAGCAGCUCAGGUUGUCUAUGAGGUCGUCACUUCCAUGGUUAGAAGAGGUUUGAUGGAGUUGGCAAGAACGAAGCAGGAGGUUGUCAAGGAUGAGCUGUAA